AUGGCAACCACCCGCGAAAUCCCCAUAAUCAUUGGAGUCGGCGACAUCAAGAACCGCUCAACCGCCCUCGCCGACGCCAAAGAGCCUGCAAUACUCAUGCUAGAAUCCAUUCACGCAGCCUUGCAAGAUGCCUUUCCUCCAUCUUCCUCGUCGGUGGCGGAGCUCCAGGCUGCGAUUGAUAGUCUCGACGUAGUGAGGACGUGGACGUGGCCGUAUCCGGAUUUGCCGGGCUUGUUGGCGGAGAAGCUCGAGGUUGGGGCGAAGGUGGGGUGGAAGAGGUAUUCGGAGCAUGGGGGGGAUAAGCCGGGGAAGUUGGUGGAUGAGGCGGCGAAGAGGGUGGCGAGGGGGGAGUGUAGGGUUGCUGUUGUUACUGGAGGGGAGGCGUUGGCGUCUUUAUCCGCAUGUGCAGCAGCUCGGAAACUUCCCCCACCUGGUUGGACUGCCCCUUCUGAAGCCGUAGACUCGGUCUUCACACCUACCGGUCGUGAUCUAGGCAAUAAUCUGGGCGCGGUGCAUCAGAUUGGCGCACCGAUACACGUUUACCCCCUCUACGAGAACGCAUUUCGUGCUCACCGUGGACAAAGUGUGCAAGCGAACCACAUCGAGAGUGCAAAACUCUACGCCGAAUUUUCAAAAGUGGCAGAGCGUAACGAGUUUGCAUGGAAUCAGGGAAAGGCAGAUAGUGAGGAAGUUAUUGGGACGGUCGGAGGAAGAAACAGGAUGAUUUGUUUUCCAUAUCCCCUCCUCAUGAACGCCUUCAACACAGUCAACCUCGCCUCAGCAAUCAUCCUCACAUCCACCUCCUUCGCCCGCACCCUCGGUAUCCCAGCUUCAAAAUGGAUAUACCCCCUCGGUGGCGCCAGCACAAAAGACAGCGAUGAAUUCUGGAAACGACCAAACUUCUACACAUCACCCAGUAUAUCUCGCUCCAUCGACACCUGUCUUGAGCUCUCUGGGAUUUCGGCUUCCGACAUCGAUCUCCUGGAUAUAUACUCUUGUUUCCCCAUUGUUCCCAAGAUGGUUGCUACGCAUCUGGGAUUACCGAUCCUAGGCGGAGAGAAGAGCUUGACGCUGUUGGGUGGAUUGACGAGUUUUGGUGGCGCGGGCAAUAAUUACAGUAUGCACGCGCUCACGGCCAUGACGAGGGCGUUGAGAGAGAGCAAGGGGAAAACGGGGCUUGUGCUGUGUAAUGGUGGGGUCAUGAGUUAUCAGUGUGCCAUUGUAUUAUCAAAUGAGCCGAGGAAGGAAGGGGGGUAUCCAUUGGUCAAUCCGCUACCAGAGCAGAUCACUGAUGUGGGAGUUCCAGAAUUGGCAGUGAAAGCAGAAGGUGAUGCUAUUGUUGAGCUACAGACAUACACGGUCGAGUUUGAGAGAGAUGGGAGUCCACUCCGAGGCCAUAUUGUUGGACGAUUGAAGAGUGAUGGAAAGCGCUUUCUGGCGAACCAUGGCGAUGAGAAUACGCUACGACAAAUGGCUAGUGGCGCGUCGGAGAUCGUGGGCAAGACUGGAUGGGUGUGGCAGGAUAAAGAGAAGGAAGGAAGAGGGCUGUUCAGCUUUGAUAAACCGUCAAGAUUAUAG
Plenodomus lingam JN3 is the source of this 1578-nucleotide messenger RNA. Lineage: Eukaryota; Fungi; Ascomycota; Dothideomycetes; Pleosporales; Leptosphaeriaceae. The record is from RefSeq and is a predicted model, not a curated record.